CGGGCCGGGUACCCAGGCUCCCCGGGGACGGGGGCAGGGACGCGGAGGAGCCACUGCUGCCACCGGGGUGUGUGACGGCAGGCCGUGGCAUCUCGCAGCCAGAGCCUCCCGGGGAGGCCGGUGCACGCCGAUGUGGUGUCGCGCCUGGACCCGAGGCACUCACUGCGCGGUUAGCCCAGCUCCUCUCGGCCCUCGCUGGGCCCCACUCGCGAGUGAAUCUGGCCGAGGGAGUAUCUGGACCACCCACAGGGCGAGAGGGGGAGGCCAGGGAGAAGUGAGCGCGUCGGGUACUCACCCGACUGACCGAGGCGGGUACGACGGUAGAUGACGCUGCAGGGGCUUUGGGACGGGGUGCGAAGCGAGUGAGUGCCUGAGCGAUCUGUGCCUGGUCGGUUACGCGCUGGCCUGCACCGCUGAAGAGUUUUGACGUAAACGGCAAUUCUGCAUACAAGUUGGCUGCUAGACCAGUUAUAUCCAACAGGAUUCUUUUUGCGGAAUGAAUUUAGGUCUUUGGCUGGCACCGCCUGAUGCCCCUCAUUUGGGCCCAUGUUGUUAGGCAGCCGCCCUAUCUUGGAGAGCAGAAAAGGACAACUGCUUCUUUGUUGCGUAAACUGACCACAGCCUCCAGUCGAGGGGGCCUUGAGGACUUAUCCUGUAGUGAACCCAAAAAGUACGUGCAGGAACCAGAGUGCAGGACACCUCUUACUCAGUGCCUCCUUGAGAAUCAGAGGACUCCUGUGGAUCGAGGGUGUUCGGAGCGAGAGAAGGUCAUCAGUUCCCUCCUGGACAUGGGUUUCAGUGAUGUCCACGUUAAUGAAUUGCUCAGUAUACGACCAGGCACCCACCCUCAACAGUUGCUGGACAUCAUUUCAGAAUUAAUACUCUUGGGUUUGAAUCCAGAGCCUGUGUAUGUGGCCUUGAAGAAAAAUCCUCAGUUAUUGCAACUGCCUAUAAUGCACAUGAAGAAGCGCUCCAGCUACCUGCGAAAGCUUGCGCUUGGAGAAGGGAAACUAAAGAGAGUCCUUCACUGUUGCCCUGAAAUUUUCACCAUGCGUCAGCGGGACAUUGACAGUGUUGUCAGGGUUCUCAAGGAGAAGUGCCUUUUCACGGUACAGCAGGUAACGGAGAUUUUGCACAGAUGCCCCUACGUUCUUCGGGAGGACCCUGGUGCACUGGAGUACAAAUUCCAGUAUGCCUAUUUUAGGAUGGGGGUUAAACAUGUGGACGUGGUGAGGACCGACUUCCUGCAGUACCCCAUAACCAAGACCAAGCAGAGACACACGUUCCUCGAGCGCCUAGGACGGUACCAGACCCCUGAUAAGAAGGGGCAGACGCAGGUCCCCAACCCUUUACUCAAGGACAUUCUCAGAGUUUCAGAAGCUGAGUUUCUGGCCAGGACAGCCUGUUCUUCUGCUGAGGAGUUUGAAGUUUUUAAGAAGCUCUUGGCUCGGGAGGAGGAAGAGGAGUCUGAGAGCCGCAUGCCUGAUGGAGAAAGCACAAGUGUGGACGAGGAGGAGGAGGGGGAGGAGGAGGAGUUGUGAUAGAAGGACUGGAGUGAAAAGAGCCCGGCAAUAUCAAAGAGUGUUUUAAAUUUCUUGAAGCUUUUCGGAACUUCACUUGGGUCUUCUCAGGUUUUCAUUCUAGAACUGAUGUUUCGAUGAAAAAAUUAUUAUAAAUCACCUGAGAAGUAGACAGGUCAAACUGAAUUGGAGAUGCCUUAGUUUGGUCUGUUGGGUCUCUGUGGGGAGGGCCCUGUCAAACCUGAAUAAAGGACUGACUUGGAGCUGUUAAAAUCAGGGACUCAAUACAUCAACAUUUGGUUUUA
Messenger RNA from Equus caballus (horse), 1825 nucleotides. It is a transcript of the gene MTERF4, whose product is annotated as mitochondrial transcription termination factor 4. The record is from RefSeq and is a predicted model, not a curated record. Gene Ontology annotation, molecular function: double-stranded DNA binding. NCBI's taxonomy places the organism in Eukaryota, Metazoa, Chordata, Mammalia, Perissodactyla, Equidae. Gene Ontology annotation, biological process: regulation of DNA-templated transcription.